Poecilia reticulata (guppy) is the source of this 7390-nucleotide messenger RNA. RefSeq names its product von Willebrand factor C domain containing 2 like (gene vwc2l). Gene Ontology annotation, molecular function: protein binding. Gene Ontology annotation, cellular component: AMPA glutamate receptor complex. Lineage: Eukaryota; Metazoa; Chordata; Actinopteri; Cyprinodontiformes; Poeciliidae. Gene Ontology annotation, biological process: negative regulation of BMP signaling pathway. The record is from RefSeq and is a predicted model, not a curated record.
UUACUGUAUUUUUUUUCUUCUUUUGCUGUGGGGGCAGAGAAAGUCUGACUCSCCUCUGUGUGAUGCACGGCAGAAUACAAAUAGGUCGCCGUGAAAAUGUGCUGCAAAUUAUGGGUGACUCAGGGGAACAUGCUGCAGGUCAUGUGUGAAGACAGGAGCAGAGAUGCACACAAGUGCGUGUACAAAGACAUAUGUGUAGUUAGUACCUCAUUAUGAGACAAGCAUGCACCGAGGCGCACCAGUUCACAGAAGCAAUAGUGAACUAACACGCAUCCGCAAACUGUAGCCUAUACCUGCUCAAUCUACCGGUUGAAAUCUCACUUUUUUAUUAGUAUUAUUAUUAUCUGACUUUUUUAUUUUAUUUUAUUUUUUUUAGCUUCGUGUUUUUGGCAAGGCGAUCCCCCAGAAAUGUAGUGGUAGUUUUUUUUUCUGUGGUUGUGAGAUGUGAGUGUUGUGACUGUGGGUGACACAGGAGGUGGACRGAGCGGAGCUGGGGGGCGCUCUGUUCUGCUCAGAGCAGGACGCAGGAGACGGUCGCUCUCCAAGGUUCUGAAAGUCGGGAGCGCUCCCUCCUCAGWCUCGCCUACUGGCGAUUAAUGCAAACCUCAACUGCAAAAUCCUCUAAUGACUGCCUUCAUUCAGAAGUGCUUUGCUCCCCGCUCCCCAUUUUUUUUGCAUAAUCUUUCGUCUAAGUCAUAGUGGAUUUGUGUUUUACAAUGCAACCGCUGGAUGUACGCUCGCAUAUAUACGCAACGAGACCGACAGCCGCUGACCAACCUGCAUCAUUUGGAUAUACUGACUAUACUCUGGAUUCUCAGGGARCGCUAUACGGAGGAUUUUAAGCAGUUUUUUUUKUGUGUGUGUAGCUCUGUGCGUCUGUGCCGCAUGCUGUUGGACGUGAACUGCGAUAUUGUCUCAGAAAGGUGAGUCGGAUGAGGGUAAUGAUGACACAGACCUACUUUUUCGUGAAUGUCACCGUCUUUGCAUUUGGAAAGAGCGAAGAAAAAAAAAGGCUGAUCACUACUUGCUUUCAAACCCAUAAUCCACGAGGAAGGAGGGGAACAAUAGUGUUUCGGGGAGCCUUGUGAAUCUAAUGCGUGGAUGAGAGUGAAGUUUCCAAUGGGCAAGGCGGCUAUCUGAGAUCUGUUCCAGCAAUCCGUGCUCUGGAUUUUCUUGGCUUCACACAAAGAGGAUAUCAAGAUUAUUAUUAUUAUUUUUAGCCACGAACACCUCUUUCGGAUACACGAUGACAGCAGUGAUAACGAUGAUAGCAAUGAUAAAGACCUGGUCGGAUCCGGAGAGAAUCCCCGGAGCUUAGAGAUGACAUCCGCGCAGUCGUGUUGAAUGUGGAUGUUAACGCCGCGGGGAAGGAUGGGCCCUCUCCUCUCGGCCGCCUCCGUCCUCCUCCUGUUUCUCCUCCUGGCCCUGAGCGUCGCGUCUCCGGCCACGGUUGGCAACCCCGAGGAUUACGUCGCCGACGAGGCAGAGCGGACCGCCGCGGAUAACAUCGUCUUUGACGACUACAGGGGGAAGGGGUGYGUCGACGACAGCGGGUUCGUGUACAAGCUCGGGGAGCGUUUCUAUCCGGGACACUCAAACUGCCCGUGCGUGUGCACGGAGGACGGGCCCGUGUGCGACCAGCCCGAGUGCCCGAAACUGCACCCGAAGUGCACGAAAGUAGAGCACAAUGGAUGCUGCCCCGAGUGCAAGGAGGUUAAAAACUUUUGCGAGUACCGAGGGAAAACGUAUAAAAUCCUGGAAGAAUUCAAGCCGUCGCCCUGUGAAUGGUGCCGCUGCGAACCAAAUAACGAGGUACACUGUGUGGUGUCCGACUGCGCCGUCCCAGAGUGUGUCAACCCUGUUUAUGAGCCGGAGCAGUGCUGUCCCAUCUGUAAACAUGGUCCAAAUUGCUUUGCCGGAACGACGAUCAUCCCAGCCGGAAAGGAAGUAAAGGUGGACGACUGCACCAUCUGCCGCUGCCACAACGGAGACUGGUGGAAGCCGGCGCAGUGCUUGCGGCGGGAAUGUCUCAACGGCCAGUCUUCAUAAAGAGAGACUCCACUGCGGAUGGUGAAUAAACUCAGGCGAAGCUCUGCCUACUGCGCCAUUUUAUAUGAUUGACAGGGCAUGAGCACAAUUCCUACAACAAAAAAAACAAAACAAAAAGAGUAAAAAGAAAACCAGAGACAGUGUAGAAUUGAAGAGAUGCUCUCACGAACUUCACACAAAUACAAAAUUUUUUGCCAGUGAGAAGAUAAUGGAACUUGUCUCACGGCUGUUCCCGCCCUGCAGUUUUACUCGGCCUAUAUAUUUUCAAAAGUUGACUCUGCUGCUUUCUCUCAGAAACUUUCUAAGCUUCUUGAACUCUUUCCUAUCCACCGGCAAUGUUGAACUGCUCAUGUCAAGUUUCUGUAUGUAUGUCAUCAGCUUGUUGUUACUAUGUGUUCUUCACGGCCACGCUGGUGUUGUAAAGUUCGAACAGCAAGAAAAAAAAAAAAAAAAGAAGAAAAAAAAAAUUUAAAGCACACUUUACUGAGCUUUUUUAUGUUCUCCUGGUUAUACUAGGAUUACCACUGCAGAUAAGCUUGAGCUCCCCAACUUCCCUCCGAGAGCUUGUUUACAAAAGGCACAUCAACGUUUGUCUUCAUAAGACUUUUUAAAAUCAGUGUGGCUGUUGCUCAUCUCUACCCUGUCAUUGUCAUAUUUCAUAAACCACAAAAAUCCUAACUGUUUUUUUUUUCCUUUAUAAGUAUCCCAUUACUUUGUGCCGUGUCUCUGUGUAAGAGCAGCACAAACUGAGGAGAUCAGCAUUACCACGUGUAGCUGAGGCGCAAGCAAGAUGGCAGCCACUGCAACCCUUUUGAUGAGCAGAAACUACAGCCCUUCCUGACCAACUGGUUUCAUUGUUUGUCUUUUUUUUUUUUUUUUUCUCAGAGGUCCAGAUCCGCCAACUAACUAGCUGCUUGAACUUGUUAUCAAAGCACUUAGUGAGCCAAGAGCAGCCCGCUUUAAUUUUCCUUAAUCAGGAGUAUUCUGUAAUAAAUCAUCCAGCUGGGUGCUUGGCGAAGCCUGCUUGCUGGGCACAUUUAGCACGAACCGGCACACAAAAGGGGGGGGGGGGGAAUCUGCACAUGGUGAAGCGCUUUUAGGCAGCAUUCACAAGUGUGAUGUCCCUGUGACGAUGCAGCCGUGUCAUUCAUCCACCGUCUCAAGACGGUUUGCCGCUCUGCACUCACUGAGGCGCAUAAACCACAUGCAUAAGGCGCGCCGAGAUACAGAGCUCUAAAAUGUAACACUGAUUAUGACACAGAUUUUCACUCCGCUCUCUCUUAAAUGCACCAGAAUGUCUCAGCCAGUGUAGAGCAGCUGUGUGGCCAUCGCAAUAAUAAACAGCAAGGCUAAUAUAUCGAAGCGCCUUACCAAGGCACCAUAAACAUAAAAUCUUUCACUUGAUAAAUACUACUCAUUAAUCCAAAGGUGAUUUUCCGUAUGCUCCCGCCAUUCAUCACAAGGAAUUUUUUUUCCCAGCGUUUCAAGAAAAUCUGUUUCCGUUAACCUUUUAAACCCCAUUCCUGUGCAGUGAUGGAUGAGUUGCUUAAUAGCAGCUUCUAGCCCUCUGUAAUGAGACAGCAAUGAACAGAGGAUUAAAGACCUGUGACUAAAGAGGUAUGUCACCUUAAAAGGCAUUAAAACUAAUUUUAGAAGGAUCCCAAAGUAUGGAUAUCUGCUGCAUGUCUUGAAACUUGAAAUUAGGUAAAGUUCAGUUUUAAAGAGGCUGUUAGGAAUCUUUGAAAUUUAUGUUAAAAGGUUUUAAGCAGUUAAUGUCUUACCAACAGCAAAUAAAUAUCUUUGCAUCGUCAUUUAGUGUAAAUCCAUAUUAUUCAGUCACAGGGACUGAAGUUAACAAGAGACCCAACAUUAAAUUAGAUCACCUUCAUAUAACAAUUCUCAAAAACCUCAUUGCAGUUUAUGUAAUUGUUAUUUUAUGAAGCUUGAAAUUGUUAUCAUCAUCACUCUUGCAUCAUAUGGUUAUUUUCACGAAAGCCAAUAAGUAUUUAUGCAGGAAAUAAAGGAAAGAGAUUGGGUACCACCAAUAAUGUUCCUACAUGAAAUGUAAUGAAACAAAAGUAUUUGUGGUCCGAGUAAUUACCUAAUAGCAAAGUAAGUCCUGUAAAAAGUUAUGUAAAAAUGUUCACUUCUGCUCAUAACCUUAUUUCAAAAAUCCGGGAUUAUCAACUUAAACAGAUAUGAGAUUUUAGGUAAUUUUCUUUGAAGAGAUCAUCAGACUUCCACUGUAAUAGCCCAACAAAAUAUUGCAGUGAUUUUGCUGCAAAAUUAUAAUUCCUCAGUGAAGCUAAGCUAACAGCUCAUCAAACAACCUAUAGUGUCUCAACCUACUGUAAAACAAUAAAAUGUCAUAUUAUGAAGACAAAUAGAGGAACAUUAAAGUUUAAUUAGGUAGAGUCAAUAAAAUUACUGUGCAAUUUUAUUUUAUUGCUUACAAUGUAUUAUACAGUGACUGAUAUCUACAGUCACUGUAUGACAAGCUGUCAAAAAUGGAAUGGAAAAGGGCAAGUUUGAUAUAAAACCCUAGAAUUACUUAACCCACUCCCACAGCAUGAGAACCAACCUAGCUUUAAAAAUACAGCACAGACAACCUACAAUAUGCCAUUAUUUGCACCUCUUAAACAUUUUUCUUGAGGUAAUUAAGUCCUCUGUGAUAUAAAAUUCCUCACAGCUGUACCACAGGGGAUUAAUAUAGUUAUCUAAUCCCAUCAUAUCAAGUUGCACUUAAUGUUUGAUUUUAAGGCAUUGGUUCAGUUGGUCUAUGCAGCAUUUUCCAAUUAUCUUUCUAGCUACACUGUCUCCUUUUGUUCACAGAUGCAGACGUCCCAGGGAAAUUAACUAGCUGGUGAAUAUGCUGUUUCUCUAAAUUUCCAAGUCUAUUGGAGCUUAAGGCAGUGGUUUGUUUCAUGCUAACUUGCUAAUAUAAAGCCUUCACUGAUAUCUACAGUCACUGUAUGACAAGCAUCACCCACUGUCAAGCAUUUUUAACAUUUGAAUCAAAAUGCAGUACAUCAUCUCAAUUUGAAAAACUGGGGAAAAGGCUAAAAUGCUGUCAUUUUGUACAACUGCAUCAAAAAUGGCUAAGAAAACGUAUAACGAGUCUCUUGUGAAACAGUAUAUAGUAAAUAUUCACUAAAAUACCCUAGUGUUGCAUCCUAAGCACAUUACCAAUGUAUUUAAACUGUUCCAUUUCAGGAAUCAGCUAAAGUGGCAGAUUGACUUUUUCUACAAACUCCCACAGCAAUCUGUACGACUUCAGAUAACAAAACUAACACAACUUCACACACCUUUACUUUAAAAAAAAAAAAAAAAACAUACUAUCUAAGAGCAACAACAGAGUUUGCAUCAUUUUCAUCUUUUAGCUGCUUUGAUUUAGUAUCUUUCGUUGUGCACAGACAGAGCUCAUCUAUCUGGCGAGAGGUCUGCAGGCUCAUAAAGCAACGCUGACACGAAUGGUUUAUCAGCUGCGGCCUCUGUGCUCCAGACAUUUCAGAAUUAUGAAAGGAAAUUCAUUCAUCAUAAUAACUUUAAAUGCCAUCUAAUUAUUCAGCUUUUAGAUGUAUCCAAAACAGGGAGGAAAAAGAAAAAAAAAUCCUACGAUUACAGGUCAAAGCCGAGACUGACUGAGCAGAAAGAAAGACAGUUCAAACUGACAGCACCACAUACUGUAUGGACAGGACUCAAAGGCUACGCUGCCACCACAGAUGCCUUAUUGCUACUGUUCCAGAUACGAUUCACAAAGUAUGGCCUUUGGCAAACACACAGACUGAACAGCUCUGGACUUUUCUAAGUGCUGGCUUGUAUCAUUCCUCCGUGCUGUGAUUCACUGUUAGAUUUUACCCCCAAAACUAUUCAUUGUUUUAUCCUCCGACGUUCUAGAAACAGCCAGUGGGUUCAACACGAGUACAAGGACAAGAGCAGUUCAUUCACAGCCGAAACUCAAGAGGAUGGAUCUAAAAAUACACAGGCAUUUGAUAAAGGUAAAAAAAAGGGAGAGAGAGAGAGAGGGAAAGAAAAAGAGAGAGAAGAUGCAAAAGUGGUGGAUAUGAUUUGCACACGAAAGCUACUUGAUCCUUAUUGCAAUGUGACAUUGUAGCUCACUGUAGUGCUUGCUCUCACAAAUGCAUUUCCAACGCCUCUGAAGCGCACAGCUUUUAGCAAACUAAAUUGGAUGAACAAUGGUUUCUCAUUUUCUUGAUUUGGUGAGCUGCUCUCAUUGCUUGAGCUGGAAAGUAGAACGACCGAAGGUGAAGUGGUUGUCAACAGAAAGUAAAACAGCCUAGACUUUAGAUCAAGUGUUGCUGCAAAUGUUGGAGCGGAGUUGUUAUUCAGGUUGCUCUCAGAGAUCAAAUCAAUCAGGAAACUGUACAUUUAUAGCUGCGUUUAUGCUUCGUUGCAGUAGAUUGAAUGCAGGCAUGCAGCAGCGCUGCACUGCUGCAUAUGUCUUUUUAUUUUUUCUUGGUUUGCAUUUGAAGUAAAAUCACUUGUUAAUCAGCAGAUUAUCCCAGUGGCUUUCUUUAGGAAAUUACAUGGUGAAGCAUACAGCCGUAAGGCUUUAGUAAAACAAAAGACACUACCUUACAAAAAAGCAGCACACAUCUGCUGUUCUCCUAGCCUCCCAUUACUAUUCUCCUUGAAAAUGCGUGGAAGGACGGAUCGGCUGCUCUGUCUGUCUUUGUGGACUUUCUUGCAAGAAAGUUGAGUCUUUUUGUACGUUUGCAAAUGUUUUGUUCAAACAAUUCCAUCUGUCCUGUCUUCACACUGCAGGCUUGUACAUCGGCAUUUUGUACAGGUUCCCCCUCUUUUUGCUUUUUCCACGAGACACCGACUUACUGUAGCUGGAAACUGUCAACGAUUGUGUUUUUUUUCCCCCCUCUUAUUAUUUUAUUCAGCAACAAAACUGUUAAAUGAAGUGUGCCUGAAAACCAACACAGAUGUGGUAAAGAAAGAUUAAAACACUGUUACUAUACAAUCAAUUGUAUUAUUUUUUGGGUGGGGGAGGGGGGCAAGCACUAAGGAUUAGUUGACAGUGGACUCAGAUCAUAGGAACAUUUUAACUCACGAGCAUCUCUGAUUGUAUUUGAAUACAUGCUCACACAAGUUCAAUUGAAACUGAAAAACAGAGUCCAAAUUUCACAGCAAUCCUUGGUGCUCCACUAGUUGUUUAUAUGUAAAUAUCUUCAAAAGUAAAAUGUGUAUUCUGAAAUCUCAGCUGGAGAGGAAAAAAAAAAAAAAAUUGUCAUCAGAAAUUACAAAAUAUGUAUUAUUCAUUUAGACAACAAAAUAUUUUGUUAAAUAGACAUAAAAAGAAGUGUUAUUCAAA